AUGUCUCAGCAGAACCGGGCAGUGCCCCCAAGGCACUAUGUGGUGGUGAGCCCAGCCGAGCUCUACCACCCACACACCGGGACGGUGUCAGUUCAUCUCAGCGACCUCAACGAGACCGUCCGGGUGAGCGUCUGGCUGGAGAGGAAGAAUGGAACUAGCACUAUCACCCUGCUGGAGAGAGAGGUCCGGGAGCCCCAUCUGCAGGAGAACGUGCGCUUCCAGGUUCCUGCCCCGUCCGGGGGGCAGCAGGAAGUGGCAGAGCUGCACAUCUCGAUCCGGGGAGAUGCCUGGCAGUUCUCUGAGCGGAAGAAAGUGCUGCUGCGGGCGCUGCAGCCUGGGACCUUUGUGCAGACGGACAAGGCCGUCUACAAGCCGGGACAGACAGUGAAGUUUCGAAUCGUCAGUUUGGACAAAGACUUCGUUCCCAGUACCCGGAAGCUGCCCCUGGUGACCGUGCAGGAUCCCAGCGAGAACCGCAUCGCCCAGUGGCGAGAUGUGACUCCGCAGCAGGGCAUCAUGGAUCUGUCCCUCCCGCUGUCUGCAGAGCCAGCCCUGGGGACGUACGCCAUCGAGGCGCAGGGGACGAGGCACUCGUUCAGCGUGGAGGAAUACGUGCUGCCCAAGUUCGAAGUGAUCCUGGAGCUGCCCCCCGUGGUGACGGUGCUGGAUGAGACGCUCCUGCUGCGGGUGUGCGGCCGAAACACUUACGGGAAGCCCGUCCUGGGAAAGGUCCAGGCCCGCCUCUGUCGGGAGGAAGAAUCAGAAGAUGUCUGGUACUGGGGUCUCUGGUGCCUGGAGCUUACUGGCCAGUGCCUGGACCCGACCGUCGACCUGCUGGUUCUAGCCCCGCAGCGCAAGUGGGGUCAGCAGACUGACAGCAACGGCUGCUUUUCCAGAGAGGUGGGGACGGCUCCCUUCAACCUGACCCACUCUGGCUACAGGAUGAGCCUCCAGGCCAAGGCCUCUCUCGUGGAGGAGGGGACAGGGGUGGAGCUCAACGUGACCAAGAGCUGUGACAUUGUGUCUGAAAUCGCUACGGUGACCUUUGAGGACGCUGACAAUACCUACAAGGCUGGAAUCCCCUACACUGGCAAGAUGCUCCUGAAGGCAGCAGGUGGCUCUGCACUGAAGAAUGAGAAGCUGCAGCUCUUUGUUAGCUCUGGGGAUGAGAAUAAGAACCAGACCUUCCUGACGGAUGAGUCUGGCAGAGCCUCCUUUGAGCUGGACACCUCCAGCUGGACCGGGUGGGUCACUCUGAGGGGGCACUUCAAGCAGGUGAAUCGCAGCUCUGUGUUUGGAAGAGUCUCUCCCAGUUACUCGGAUGCCCAUCGUAACCUGAAGCCCUUCUACUCCAAGAGCCAGAGUUUCCUGAAAAUCCGCUGGCUGGGAGUGGUGCUGCCCUGUGACCAGGCCCAGCAGCUCCAGGUGGAUUACAUCAUUGCUAGGGAGGCCCUGGGGAACGGGUCCAGGAGCCUGGAUUUCAUCUUCCUGGUCGUGGCCAAGGGAGCCAUCGCCAGGAUCCUCCACAAGGGGCUGGACCUCAGGGAGGGGGCUGGGCUGAAGGGCUCCUUCUCUGUGGAGCUACCCGUCGGCGCUGACCUGCCACCCGAAGCCAUGGUGCUGGGUUACACGGUGCUGCCCGAGGGCGAGAUGGCUGCCGACAGCGCCCGGCUGCAACUGGCCAAGUGCCUCCCGAACAAGGUGAAGCUGGCCUUCUCGCAGGACCGGGCCCUGCCGGGCUCAGAGCUCCAGCUGCGGCUGCAGGCUGCCCCUGGGUCCCUGUGCGCCGUCCGCGCUGUGGAUCAGAGCGUGCUGCUCAUGAAGCCCCAGGCCGAGCUCAGCGUCGAUACGGUCUAUAACCUGCUCCCGUAUUUUCCCCAAGGAGACUAUCCCAAUGCAGUGCGAGAGCCGGAGUCAUGUGAUCAGCGGGUUAUUCAGAGACUAAUAGUUCACCACUGCCACGGCUUAGGUCCCAGGUGGAGGUGUCGCAGAGCGAUUAGCAGCUGGACUCCCACACUGACUGAUGCCUACAGCCUGUUUAAGGAUGCGGCUUUGAAAAUACUCACCAACACCAACACCAAGAAGCCCUGUGAACAUAAACGCUCUUUAACACGUCGUGCUGUCCUACCCUUGGCUGUCUGGCGGGGCCCCGCAUUGUCCUCACCAGUCAGGACCCCUAAGAACAUGGAGGCGGGUGUGGAUAUUGCAGCUGGGACCCCAGUGAGCAAUGCCCGGCCCAUGCCAGAACCCGGCGCCCAGGAGGAGCCAGCACCACAUGCGUACUUCCCAGAGACGUGGCUGUGGGACCUGGUGCCUGUGGGUGAGGGAGGCUCCAAGGACAUCUCAGUCUCAGUGCCCGACACCAUCACGGAGUGGAAAGCUGGGAUGUUCUGCACAGCGGAGGUGGGCUUUGGGCUCUCGCCCACAGCCACCUUCACGGUCUUCAAACCCUUCUUUGUGGAGCUGGCCUUGCCGUACUCCAUGAUCCGGGGAGAGGCCUUCGCCCUAAAGGCCACAGUCUUCAACUACCUGCGGCAGUGCAUCAAGGUGCGAGUGACGCUGGCAGAGUCUGCGCAGUUCCAGGUGCAGGCGGAUGAGGAUGGCGCCUACACCAGCUGCCUCUGUGCAGACGAAGGGAAAACCUUCCAGUGGGAGGUGAUGGCGAGCAGCCUGGGGGAGGUGAACUUCACCGUCAGCACCGAGGCUCUGCACACCGAGGAGUUGUGUGGUACAGAACUGGCCGUGGUGCCGGCCCAGGGGCAAGUGGACACUGUGAUAAAGUCCCUGCUGGUCCAGCCGGGGGGGAUCCUGGAGGAGAAGGCGUACAGCUCCCUGCUCUGCCAGGAAGCCUCUGAAGAAAUCUCCUUGCAGCUGCCUGCGAACGUCCUGGCGGGGUCUGAGCGGGCCCACGUGACUGUCCUGGGAGACGUAAUGGGGAUGACUCUGCAGAACACAGACCGCCUGUUGGCCACGCCCGAAGGCAAUGGAGAGACAAACAUGGUCCAGUUCGCUCACAACACCUACAUCCAGCAGUACCUGGAGAACAGCGGCCAGCUGAGCCCGGAGAUCAGAGACAAGGCCAAGGGAUUCCUCCAGAGAGGCUACCAGGACGAGCUGCUCUAUAAAAACAACGACGGCUCUUACAGAGCCUCUGAGGAGAGCGACGCCAUGGGCAACACCUGGCUGACGGCCUUCGUUCUCAAGUCCUUUGGCCAGGCCAGGCCCUACAUCUCCAUCGACGAGAAGCACCUAGAGGAUGCCCUAAGGUGGCUGCAGCGCCGCCAGCUGGAGAGCGGCUGCUUCUGCAGUGUGGCGAACCUGCAGGGCGGCAUGGUGGAUGAGCUCUCUGUCUCGGCUUACAUCACGGCAGCACUGCUGGAGCUGGGGCAGCCACUCACGGACCGCAUGGUGACCAGAGCCCUCCAGUGCCUCCGGGAGUCGAGCACCAGCGACCUCUACACGCAGGCGCUGCUGGCCUACACCUUCGGGCUGGCGGGGAGCACUGAGAUGCGGGACGCUCUCCUGCAGCGCCUGGCCCAGCACAGCGUCAGCGCCGGUCAACAGCUGUAUUGGCAGGGGAAGCCCAGCCCCUACGGGAACGAGGCCCCAUCGGCGGAGGCAAUGACAGCUUAUGUGCUCCUGGCCUAUCUCUCCCUGCCCAACGUGUCUGCUGCUGACAUGGUGACCGCCACCCAGAUCGUCCGCUGGCUCAGCAAGCAGCAGAACCUCUACGUGGGCUUCGACUCCACGCAGGACACGGUGGUGGCCCUGCAGGCCCUGGCCAAAUACGCAGCCCUGACGAACAGCGCGAGCAAGGCUGUGUCGGUGACGGUGAGCUCCCAGGCCGGGGCACAGCAGCAAUUCCACGUGGACAACGCCAACCGGCUGGUGCUGCAGCAAGCAGCCCUGCAGGAGAUCCCCGGGCAGUACACGGUGCAGGCCAGCGGCAAGGGCUGUGUCUUUGUGCAGCUGAUUCUGCGCUACAACCUGCCGCCCCCAAAGAGCGCUGCGACCUUUGACCUGCGGGUGGAGACGGAGCCGAAGGAGUGCACCGAGAGCGCCAGAUCCCGCUUCAGCCUCGUGCUGCACGCCCGGUACGGCAGGGAGCGCCCAGCCACCAACAUGGCCAUCAUCGAGGCCAACCUGCCGUCCGGCUACAUCCCUGUCCAGAGCUCCCUGCGGCAGCUGGAGAAGCAGCCUUUGGUGAAGAGGCUGGAGGUGCAGAAUGACCAGGUGAUGCUCUAUCUGGACCAGCUGACGAAGGAGGCGGCGAGUUUCACCUUCUCCCUGGAGCAGGAUUUCCCUGUGAAGAAUCUCAGAGCAGCCCCAGUGAGACUGUACGAUUACUACGAGACGGGUGACCACACAGAGGCUGAGUACAGCGCCCCCUGCAGCUCAGGAGGAGAGGAGGUCGGCUGGUGA
This is a messenger RNA of Gopherus evgoodei (Goodes thornscrub tortoise), 4422 nucleotides long. Its product is annotated as alpha-2-macroglobulin-like protein 1. Bases 1 to 4422 code for a protein of 1473 amino acids. The record is from RefSeq and is a predicted model, not a curated record. Gene Ontology annotation, cellular component: extracellular region. NCBI's taxonomy places the organism in Eukaryota, Metazoa, Chordata, Testudines, Testudinidae. Gene Ontology annotation, molecular function: endopeptidase inhibitor activity. The transcript is spliced from 37 exons.